AUGGUGCUGGCGGGCAAAGGGUUAAACCUCUCGGCACUGCGGCGAGUCCGAGGACUCUGGAAAGAGGAGCUACAGCCCGUGACCUUAGCCGAGCUGUGGGGGAACUCCCAUGGAACGCCAGACGAGGCGCGAUGCUUGCAAUUGGCUCGCCAAACGCAGCGGCAGAUCAAGGUGCGGCUUGCGCAGCGGCUGCAGGAUUUUCUGUUCUUGCCCUACAAGGCCAUGGCAGAUCCAGCUGUCCGGACAUUGUAUAGUAAGUACGUGAGUGCGUACACCAUCCACGAGGAGUUUGACGAUCUGCGCCGGCCCGAGGACGUUGCCAAGUACUGGAUCUCCUUGGCGGAGAUCUUUGAAGAAAACCAAAAUGUGACCACCCUGCUCGGGAUGGCGCGGAAGCGCCUCAUCCGCUUGGACACAGGUUUGGCUCCAUCCUUCGACCACUUUGUGUCAGACUUCCUUGUGUCUCGCAUUGGGACGCACCUGUUGGGCUCGGCCUUCUUCCAACAGGUGCCCACACCGGCCGGAGGCAAAAAACCGGCAGGUGUGGCCAUGGGAGUGCUACAGCCCACAAGCCCUGCAAGCUUGCUGGUGGCGUUGGUGGAGUCAUUCAAGGGCCAGCACCCUGAGCAGCCUGUGCCAGUGGACAUCCAGGGCAACACGGAGACGACGAUUCUCUACAUCCCUGGGCACUUGCGCGGCAUUUUGCGCGAGGUCCUGCACAAUGCCAUGCGGGAGACUGCAAGCCAUGCGGAGGUCUCCGGUGUGCCGCCGGCGCCGGUCAAGGUGCGGAUCAAUCACGGGAGGCUCGGGGUCUUUGUGGUGAUCAGCGAUGAAGCCGGCGGGAUCUCGGACAUGUCCAAGGUCUGGAGAUGGGGGGAGGACCCUGAAAUCGUUAUGCAAGAUGCUGAAGACAGCGAAGAUGAAUGGGAGGAUCCACAGGCGCUCAUGGCCAAGGCCCAGGUGGCAAAGGCAACAAUGCGGUUGCCGUUGGGGUUCGGCUUGCCCUUGGCCAGGCUGACCGCCCGGUACUUCGGAGGCGACCUGCGCAUGCAGACACUGCUGGGCCACGGCACCAACGCGUACAUCCACAUUCCUGAGCUGCAACAUGAUGGACACUCGAUUGGAGGAGCGCUCCAGGAGUCUCGAGUGCCAAAAGGAUGUGCUCCAGGAGUCUCUAAAUAUAGAAGGAUUGGUGGAGCAGGGCCUUUGUAG
Messenger RNA from Durusdinium trenchii, 1212 nucleotides. NCBI's taxonomy places the organism in Eukaryota, Dinophyceae, Suessiales, Symbiodiniaceae. The record is from the annotation of a GenBank genome assembly.